Messenger RNA from Cucumis sativus (cucumber), 1939 nucleotides. RefSeq names its product protein Hook homolog 1. NCBI's taxonomy places the organism in Eukaryota, Viridiplantae, Streptophyta, Magnoliopsida, Cucurbitales, Cucurbitaceae. The transcript has 8 exons. The record is from RefSeq and is a predicted model, not a curated record. Bases 274 to 1449 code for a protein of 391 amino acids.
AUGACAGCUUGAAAUCUCCGCCAUUUUUCUUUGCUGGCGAAGGGAUGGGACCCGACAAUUAUUGGAAUUUGGAAACCAAAUCAAUUUUGAUGCAUUUUCUCGACUGUUAUUGAAUUUGCUUUCCAAGGAUUCAAAUUCGCUUCCUUGUACGUUUUCUGCGAGCCAUUUCUCUUUCAAAAUCAUCAAUAUUCGGAGGAUAAAGUUCGCUUUCGCUUAGGUAAUUGGCCUUGUCCCCUGUGCAUUCCUCGUAAGUCUAAGGAUUCUAUUUCACCAAUGUUCAGUCGCAGGAGCAAUAGCUAUAGUUCAUCUGAUUUAGAGGAACUUCUAGAGAUUGGGACAAGAUGUCGGCAGCUAAAGAAAGAAAAGGACACACUAAUAGAUUCACGACCUCAAAGUUUUGAACUGAUAAGGCAGCUUGAACUACAUGUGAACUCCUUAUCGGAAGCACGUAAGGAAGACAAGCUGCGCAUUGAAAACUUGGAGAAGGAGUUAACAAACUGCACUCAGGAAAUAGAUUACCUGCAGGAUCAACUAUGUACAAGGAACACAGAAUUAACCUACCUUGUAGAUCACGUUGAAAGCCUUGAAUUUAAAUUAGUGCAUAUGGAGCAUUCGCAAGAAAAGGCUAGCAAGUUAGAGGAAGAGGUGAAACGUUCAAACUCAGAGUGUCUUUUCUUGAUGCAGAAACUAGAUGACAAGGAACAGGAGCUACGAGAAUCAAAUUCCAAUGUAGAAAAACUUGAGGAGUCCAUCUCAGCUAUUACAUUGGAGUCCCAAUGCGAAAUUGAGAGUAUGAAAUUAGAUAUGUUGGCCAUGGAGCAACGUUACAUAGAAACUAAGAAAUUCCAGGAAGAAGCUCUUAGUCAAAAUGAUAAAAUGGAUAGAUUGAUUGAGGAGCUUCAGAAUGCACAGAGAAAUGUCAAGUUUCUGGAGACAGAAAAUGAGGAACUUCAAAGAGAGCUGGAUGUGUCAACAAGAAAUGCCUCCACAUUUUGUCGAAGCGUUGAGGAAUUGAUUGAAAACAAGGAGAGAUCACAAAAUACUAUGAGGAAUGACCGAGAUGGCAAGUUAACAUCAAUACUUAAGAAUAGUUGUGGCGAUGUCUUAGGCCAUCUUCUUCCAAAAUUAGCAGUUGCACUAUUUGCAGAUGCCAAUUCAGAAGCCAAAAUGGAUGUGAUGAAAAAGCAGAUACUAGAUUAUGAACUUCUUGUGGAGCAACUCAAGGAGGAGUUAAGAGAGGAGAAGUUGAAAGCAAAAGAAGAAGCAGAGGACCUUGCUCAAGAAAUGGCCGAGCUAAGGUACCAAAUUACUGGUUUGCUUGAAGAAGAGUGCAAGCGUCGGGCUUGCAUUGAGCAAGCAUCUUUACAGAGAAUUGCCCAGUUAGAGGCACAGGUUCUAAAAGGACAAAACAGAUCAUUUCCUGUUGCAAGGUGCAUGCGGGAAAUAUAGUAGCUGGCGUAUCAAUUAAAAGCUGCUUGAGAAAGAAUGUAAAUAAGAGGUUUGCAUUGCAUUGCUUUACUAAUGUCAUCAUUCUUGUAACUUACCUCUUUCUCAUUCGUUUGCUCCAACUCAUACUUUGCAAUGAGUGCCUUUGGUACAGAACUGGUGAAUUUCACUGCAAAAUAAGACAUGCACUUAUAGAUGAUUAUAAAGAAAGAUAGUAGGUUCCAUAAAUGGAGUUGUGCUAUAAGGUUCUGCCCAUUGUUUGCUGCAAUCAGGAAUGUGAAGUAGAUUUGCUUUGUCACUGUCUUUUCUGGCAGCUCUGAUUUUGAUUUUUUAUUUAUUUAUCAGAGUGGCUUUUCUCAGAGUGUUGGUUUGCCACAUUUCCCUCACUGUUGUAGAUAUCUGUCUAUUUUUGUAUUUGAAACAUGAAUGCUGGAUUUGUGCAUCUUGUUAUACGGGAAGUUUUGAAUUCACCCAUUCCAUGUUUUUUUCUUAA